AUGGGCCUGUUCGUGGCUGGAGAUGGACAUUACAAGGGCUGGCUGGCCGCCUUGCUAUGCUGCUGCGCAGCUGUAACGGAAGAUGAGUAUCCUGUUGAGAAGCGCAGGGAAUGCUCGGGAGCCUCUCCAUCGACCGUGUGCUACACCCAGCCAACGAUCAUCAAAUCCAUGAUCUCACGACCUAGAGUCGCUGUUCGAUCCAUACAUUCGAAAUCAGAAGCUGGCUCUGAGGACUCCGAUUGUGUGCGACCAUCCUCUGAACGACCUCCUUCACUGAAGCCAUUGGACCUUGGCGAGACACCCUUCUUCAGCCGAAUGUCUCUCCCAAGCCUGAACAGAGACUCUUGGGGUACUUCAAAGCGCAUCAGCAUUGGUCCGCCGACCGCGUUUCGUCGAGUCGAGCUCACGGAGCAGCAACGGGCCUCUCUCAUACCCCUUGGACUGGAUCCGGCUGUGUUGCGCGAAUUCGUUGUGAUUCCACAAGACGACGAGCCCGCACUCAGCUACGCCACCUCGAAGGCCACAGAUAGUCAACGCAAUUCCUUCUACAAUGCGCCGUCGCCGCGUCACGGAAAGGCCAUCUCAAUCACAAGCUUGCCUGCGUCAGCAGCUUCAACCAUCGAGAGGACACGCAAUGUACCACCCACACGAGAACGAAUGCCAAACAGGCCAAUGCUUGCUUAUCGUUCGUCCUCAGGCUCUAUUCGCUCGCUGCGUCGCCAAGUCAUCGAUGUUAAUGCGGCCGCAACAGCAUCCCGCCAUUCCAUCGACUGGGCUCGUCUCGGCGGCCGCAGGCGAGCUGACUCUCGCAACCGCUCCAUGGAGAGCAACAACCUCGACAUCGAUCGUGAGAUACUCGAGCUUAACACUAUUGUCGAAGAGCGUCGAGCUGAAGGAUUACGGUCGUCCACACCUGACACGCACGUCUCCGCCGUAGCACCUCUCAUGUCCAUCCGCGCUCGGUCGCAAACACUGACCGCGAUCGGCUCCGCAUUCUCCCGUCCUCUGCCCGUCACCACGGAGAAUACUCCACAACAGACUCCCGACCUCGACACAGCCGAGAUCUCACCCAUCACACAGCGCCUCUCCCGCCCCUUCACCCUCAUGCCAGAUCAGAUACCCACUCUCGCCGCAGAAUUGACCACCACUGUCCGCUCGGCUCCCACAAACACCCGCGUCAACGGCUGGCUCUCCUCCCUCUUCCCAUCGAUCAAGCCCGACACCGCCACCACCCGCGACACAUUCUACGCCUGCUCUCCAACCGUUGUCCACCAACGCGUCGUCUCCACUGCGUCGACAGCUACCGUCACAGAGUCGGACUCACCCAGCGACCCAUCCUCAGCGUUCUCGAAGCAUCACAGUCGUUCUAUCACCGAGGUAUCAGCAAUGACACCGACUUCGAGCCCGCCAAGUAGUGCGAGGGAGUGGAAGAGGGGGAGUGCGACUGUUUGGGCGGUGGAAGCAGAGUGUGUCAGUCCAACGAAGGUCGGAUUGGCUUUCUGA
Molecule: messenger RNA, 1503 nt
Organism: Zymoseptoria tritici IPO323
Lineage: Eukaryota; Fungi; Ascomycota; Dothideomycetes; Mycosphaerellales; Mycosphaerellaceae
Exons: 2
Coding region: 1-1503 (500 amino acids)
Source: RefSeq, a predicted model, not a curated record